GAUAAACGCUGUCUUUAUUUCGCAGAGGGGGAAAGGUGUUUGGGUAAAAAAAAUGGGAGGGACCAGCUGACGGCUGUACAUAAAGUUAGAGGCUGACUGCCUGACUUUGCAGAGGGCGGCAAGAGAAGAAGGUGUGGGACCACUGGACCAGAACCCUUUUAGUCUACACCUGCGGGGACCUUUUUUUUUUUUUUUUUUUUUAUUUGAAAACCUGCGUGCGGUGCGUUCCUGUUCCUGAAAGCUGCGCCUCAGUUCCCUUCCACACACGCUCUCUCUCUCCCAGACGGCAGCAUGGGCGCCCAAUCAGACUCCACCCUCCAGUCGGCCCUCCUCCUCCCGAUCCGCCUCCUGAUCUGGCUCUACUCCCUCCUUUCCUUCUUGCCCUGGUACUUCCUCACCGGCGCCGGCCAGAAGCAGUCGCAGUCCAAGAGGAUGAAGGCCCGCUCCACCACGGGAUCCCGAGACGGGCCGUACCGCUCGGUGGACCACUUCGACUCCCUGGCCACGGAGGACUUCCCCGGGAAGGACACCCUGGACAAGCUGUUCAGGCACGCGGUGCAGCGCUUCGGGCCGGCUGACUGCCUCGGCACCCGAGAGGUGCUGAGCAAAGAGGACGAGGUCCAGCCCAACGGCAAAGUGUUUAAAAAGGUGAUACUGGGAGAGUACCAGUGGCUGUCCUACGACCAGCUGGACUCUAUAGUCAGCGAGUUUGGCAGCGGACUGGCAGCUCUGGGACAGAAGCCCAAAAGCACCAUUGCCAUUUUCUGCGAAACCAGAGCGGAGUGGAUGAUAACCGCUCAGGCGUGCUUCAGGCGCAACUUCCCACUGGUGACGUUCUACGCUACGCUGGGAGAGGAGGCGAUCGCCUAUGGGCUGAACGAAACCGGGGUCACUCAUCUGGUCACCAGCGCCGAGCUGCUGGAAACCAAGCUGAAGAAAGUGCUACCGCAGAUCUCCAAGCUGAAGCACGUCAUCUACGUGGACCAGAAGAAGGUGAACAGCGACGGCUACCCAGCAGGCCUCUCCGUCCACAGCAUGCAGGCCGUACGGGAGCUGGGCGCCCUGCCCGAGAACAUGGAAAGGGAAAUCGUGACACCCCAGCCCUCCGACCUGGCCGUGGUGAUGUACACCAGCGGCUCUACGGGCAGACCCAAAGGAGUCAUGAUCGUCCACAGCAACCUGAUCGCAGGGAUGACGGGCCAGUGUGAGCGCAUCCCUGGACUUGGCCCUGACGACACCUACAUCGCGUAUCUGCCUCUGGCUCAUGUUCUGGAAAUGACGGCGGAAAUCUCUUGUGUAACCUACGGCUGCCGGAUCGGUUACUCAUCCCCCCAGACGCUGUCAGAUCAGUCCACCAGGAUCAAAAAAGGGAGUAAAGGCGACUGCUCUGUGCUCAGACCCACUCUGAUGGCAGCCGUCCCCGAAAUCAUGGAUCGCAUCAACAGGAAUGUGAUGAGCAAAGUGCAGGAAAUGAGCUACAUUCAGAGGACGCUGUUUACUCUGGGCUACAAAUAUAAACUGGAGCAGGUCAAGAGGGGCUAUGACGCACCUGUCUGCAACAUGUUGUUGUUCCGGAAAGUGAAGAAGCUGCUGGGUGGGCGAGUGAGGAUGAUGCUGUCCGGAGGAGCCCCCCUGUCCUCGGCCACUCAGAGGUUCAUGAACGUCUGCUUCUGCUGUCCGGUGGGUCAGGGCUACGGCCUCACUGAAACCUGUGGAGCCGGCACCAUCACAGAAGUUGCAGAUUUCAGCACCGGCCGUGUUGGGUCUCCUCUCAUUUGCUGUGAGAUCAAGCUCAGGAACUGGGCUGAAGGUGGCUACACAAGCGCAGACGAGCCGAAUCCAAGAGGAGAGAUCCUGAUUGGUGGUCCCAAUGUAACCAUGGGUUACUUCAGGCAUGAAGGCAACGAUCAAGACUUUUUUGUGGACGAGAACGGUCAGCGGUGGUUCUGCACCGGAGACAUAGGAGAGGUUUACCCCGAUGGCUGUCUGCAGAUUGUAGAUCGCAAAAAAGACUUGGUGAAACUGCAGGCUGGGGAGUACGUGUCUCUUGGUAAAGUGGAGUCGGCGCUGAAAAACUGUUCUCUCAUCGACAACAUCUGUGCGUACGCUAACAGCGAGCAGAACUACGUGAUCAGCUUUGUGGUUCCCAACCAGAAAAGGCUGACGGAGCUGGCCAGGCAGAGGGGCAUCGAGGGAAUUUGGGAGGAAACCUGCAAUCAUCCAGAAAUGGAAAAAGAGGUUCUGAAGGAGAUCAAGGAGGUCGCAGCUAAAAUUAAACUCCAGCGAUUUGAAGUUCCGGUGAAGGUGCGUCUGAGCCCGGAGCCGUGGACCCCGGAGACCGGCCUGGUCACAGACGCGUUCAAGCUGAAGAGGAAGGAGCUGAAAAACCACUAUCUCAGCGAUAUAGAGAGAAUGUAUGGUGGAAAAUAGGGCCGCUGAUUAUGCCAGUGAUCACCGCUUGUUCCUGUAAAUAGUUAGCCUAGCUUUGCCAAACAAAUGCACAAAGGGAAGAGAGUCUGGAAGUAGAGCUCACCUUAGAUUGUCAGCAAACCACCAGACCCAAACACCCAGUAGCAACAUGUGCUACAGCAGGCUACCGCGCUCCAAAAGCAUUUCCGUCCAACUCUUUCGGACACGUUAAGAGAUUCAAGUUUUUUUUUUUUUUUUUUCUUCAUGGCUGCUACAUCUGAAGCAGCCUUGUUGGUUGUUUUUGUUUCCAAAGUGCCUGAAGGGCUCUGUUCUCUACACUUGCUAUUGAACCACACCACUUUAGAUUUCCUGUUGCGAUCAGCCUGGCUCAGGCCACAUGGAAAUAUAUAUAUCUGUAUUUAUUCUGGAGGAGACGGAGACGUCGCCCCGGAGCCGAUGGCCGCCCCUCCCAGUAGGGCUUGGUUUUCAACUUGGACGACAACCCUGGUACCCCAGCUUUAAGCUGUUUGUGUACCACAGGAUUUAAGAAGAAAAAGUUUGGAAGAAUAAUCGGAAAGUGUACAUAGUUGUUGCUGUUGAUCCACAUUUGCUGCUUUUUAUUUAUGCCUGUAGGAUCUACGGUUGUCUAAGGGACGCUCUGUAGCUGCGGGUCUCAUUUCAUCAGAGAAGGGUCGGAGGUUUUCACAGCGCUCUACUGCCGUUUGCUUUACAUCUGUCUCCACCUUGGUUUUAGGGGAUUUCUGCCGGUUUAUGGCUGAGACUCCAAUAGAAACGGUGAACACGGUGAUCCCCCCCCGAAGAGACUUGGAGGGUGCUUUUGUGAGACGAGUAUUGCUGUUACUGUGCCUUCCCUCUGCAGUACUUGUGCGGCAGAGCAGUAGGAAGAGCCGAAUAUGGAAAACAAAUAUUUCAACGCCGACUUUACUGCCAUGUUUACAUAUUUAUUGAAAAAAUAUGCCCGCUUAGAGAUGAUCAGACACUGAUGGUUGAUUUUAAAAGAUGCUGAUUAUCAUGUCUGUUUAUCUGUUUUUUCUUUUGUUAAACUACUGUUGCUUUCUUUUUUCUUUUUUUCUUUUUUUUUUUUUUAAAAGACCAAAAUAUGUAAACAAAGUAACUCAGGAAGAUAAGUAAAUGUGUUAAGAGUAUCUAACUGUCAAAUGAACGGUUUUGCUUUUAUAGGAACAUGAAAUGAGAAACUUAUUGUGGACACCAUUAUUUAUUUAAGAGCUAGCAUGUUUAACCACUAAACGCUUCCUGGCAAUAGUCCCCCAACUGGCAUACUGUAAUCCUGUGCGUAUUUUAACUCUGUUAUCAGCUUAAUAUACAAAUUUGGUAUGAAGAGUAUCUGAACUCUGUCUCACUUUAUAAUCCUUGCCGUGUUUUUUUCCACGUAUUUUUCCAAGUACUGUUGUAUUGAUGGGUUUUCAUCGUUAGAAACUUAAGACAAUGGCGACCACUUUUCACACGUCUGGUGAACCAGUUUGCAUUUGUUACUCCCAUCAUGACCACAUGGUUUGUUCAGAAAUAAAUGUUUUUUUCAUA
Messenger RNA from Fundulus heteroclitus (mummichog), 3972 nucleotides. RefSeq names its product acyl-CoA synthetase long chain family member 4a (gene acsl4a). The transcript is spliced from 15 exons. Gene Ontology annotation, biological process: neuron differentiation; long-chain fatty acid metabolic process; long-chain fatty-acyl-CoA metabolic process. Lineage: Eukaryota; Metazoa; Chordata; Actinopteri; Cyprinodontiformes; Fundulidae. Gene Ontology annotation, cellular component: lipid droplet; endoplasmic reticulum; plasma membrane. Gene Ontology annotation, molecular function: arachidonate-CoA ligase activity. The record is from RefSeq and is a predicted model, not a curated record. Bases 292 to 2430 code for a protein of 712 amino acids.